AUGGAUGGAGACUAUAAGGAUGAACCUCCAACUCCACCCGAUUUAAAAACCGAUGAUGAGGAAAGUAAUGAACUUCUUGUAUCCGAUUUUGAUACUGAAGAAGAUUUAGAAAUAAUUUUUUCAAAUACCAUGGACGAACAACUAUAUUCUUUGGUUCAAAUUAUCAAAUGCCUAGAUGAACGUCUAACCAAUCAUCAAAACCUCGAAGAUAAUGAAAUAGAAUUAAUCCUUCAUAUUGAACAGGAUCAAUCUCUUGAACUAUCUCUAUUUUCACUCGAAAUACUCAAUACAUACUUAUCGGAUAACAAAAAAGAAACAAAUCCAUUCUUUUCAGAUGAAAUUUGUGAUACAUUACAGACAAUAAUAGAAAACUCCCAUGAAAUGGAGAAAAUUUAUGCUUCACUAAAGUGCGCAAAUUCAAUGACACAAGGACAAGGCCAAAAUCAUUUCAAAUUGAAUUUUGAUUUUAUUUUGUUAGUCGUUUCGCGCGGUUUUGAGAUAGUUAUGACUGAAGGAUUAGACUAUAUACACAAUGACAAUAUACAAAUUUGCUGUUUAUCAAUACUUUCAAAAUUAGCAAAUAUCCAAUUUCCAAACGAAGCAGUUGAAGCAUUUGGAACUAAAAUAGUACCAUAUUUAAAGAAUUGCCUUGACAAUGAUGCUACUUGUACCAUCACAAUCGAGUUAAUUACAACAUUAAUUCAAAAAAAUUUAAUCAAAUGGCUCAAAUCUUUGAUAAUCCAGAGUUUCUUAUAG
This is a messenger RNA of Trichomonas vaginalis G3, 756 nucleotides long. RefSeq names its product armadillo (ARM) repeat-containing protein family. The record is from RefSeq and is a predicted model, not a curated record. The coding region runs from base 1 to 756 and encodes 251 amino acids. The transcript has a single exon. NCBI's taxonomy places the organism in Eukaryota, Parabasalia, Trichomonadida, Trichomonadidae.